CCAGUGCCCCUGAGGCCUGGAGCAUCUUCAGAGCACUUCCUGUACCAGUUUAUCUGGAGCCUCCCAGGGGACCAGGAAGCAGAGGACAGAAAGGAGAACUCGGCAUGUGAACACUGGACUUUCUAGAAGGACACAGCCCCUCCUCCUCUUGGGCUUGGUGUGGGCAGGAGACGUCAGAGCUGAAGAAAUGACCCCAAGAGUGAUGGGAGUGUGGCUGCCUUCAGCUCUGCUCCUCUUGCAGGUCCCAGGCUGUGUCCCUCUGCGUGGCCCCAGCAAGGUGACAGGCACUGUGGGGGAAUCCCUGAGUGUGCGGUGUCAGUACGAGGAGGAAUACAAGAAUAAUGAGAAAUACUGGUGCAGAGUGUCACUGCUACCACCAUGUAAAGAGAUUGUCAAGACCAGAGCCUCAAAAGAAGCUGGGAAAGGCCGAGUGUCCAUCAGGGACCAUCCAGCCAACCUCACCUUCACAGUGACCUUGGAGAACCUCACCCUGGAGGAUGCAGGCACCUACAAAUGUGGGGUGGACAUUCCACUUUUUGAUGACAGAUCCUCUAUGGGAAUCAAUUCCUUCUUGGAGAUCGAUGCAUCCUUCAAGGUUGUGGUAUCCGUGGUCCCAGGCUCUAGCCCCGAGAACAGAGCAAAUACCCUGGGGUCCCCCACAUCCUCACCAGUGCACACUCAGCCCAGCGUGACCACAGAGGACACAACUCCUGGUCCCAGCCUACAACCCCGGCCCCUGCUGAGCAGCAUCUACUUCCAGGUCCUGGUCUUUCUGGAGGUGCCCCUGCUCCUGAGCAUGCUCAGUGCCGUCCUCUGGGUGAACAGGCCUCAGCGGUGCUCUGGGGAGAAGCAGCAUUGUCCCGAUUAUGAGAAUCAGUGAGGUCUGUUGACAUCAAAGCUCUGUUCAUGUCCCUGUACACAGCUCUUCUUGUGGCAGAGGACAACAAAUAAAUCUGUGUUUCUGAGAAUACUCUGAGAUUUUUUUUCUAGAAAACUCUUUGUGUUGUGUCAAACACAUAAAUGAAUGUGCCCAAUAAAUACAUAUACAUACAUUUAAUAGAAUAUCUUUACUU
Peromyscus eremicus (cactus mouse) is the source of this 1073-nucleotide messenger RNA. It is a transcript of the gene Cd300c, whose product is annotated as CD300c molecule. Gene Ontology annotation, molecular function: transmembrane signaling receptor activity. Gene Ontology annotation, cellular component: plasma membrane. The record is from RefSeq and is a predicted model, not a curated record. The coding region runs from base 188 to 880 and encodes 230 amino acids. The transcript has 4 exons. Lineage: Eukaryota; Metazoa; Chordata; Mammalia; Rodentia; Cricetidae.